AUGUUAAUGUGUUGUAAUGCAAAAAGAAUAAAAACGGGUGAAUCUCCGCAUAGAUCUAAAUCAAAACCGAAGCAAAGAAACAGUGAAAUAUGCCCUAAGUUUACCAAGGAACGAUGGAUAGAGAUUAUGAAAGGAUCGUCAGAGGAUUAAGGCUAUUCUGAAUUAAGUUAUAAUCUGAGACAUAAUUUUCCCCAAGAUCUAAGAUGUCAAGUUUGGUUUUGGCUGACUGAGAAAGCUAGAAUCAAAAAUGUCUUAUAUUAAAAACUGUAAUAUGAGACGCCAUCAGAACAAUACAUACUUAAAGAUUUGAAUGGAAGUUUUCGAUAAAAAGGCAAUUCAAAACGAUUCUCUGGUUCAUCUGAUUCAAGCUAAUCAGAUAAAAAUUCAGAGCAGGAAAAAGUUGAUUAGGAGAAAUUAGAUAAAUUAAAAAGGAUUUUAAUUGCUUAUUCUAAUUUAGAUAAGGAAGUCAAAUACGUAAAGGGAAUGAAUUUCAUAGCAUCUUCAAUUCUAGAACAAUAGGUACAAGAGGAACUAAGCUUUAUUAUUUUAAACCACAUUUUAAAUAUCUAAAACUAUAGAAAAGUAUUUUUAAUGGAUAUGACAAUUCUUGAUAUUAUUGAAAAGCGGAUUUAGUUCGAAGUUCCUUUAAUUUAUUAUAAAAUGUAAGAAUUAAAAGUCAAACCACAAGAUUGUUUUGACUCCUAUAUAUUUUCCUUGUUUUAGCUUGUCAGGAAGGAAUUGGCACUUCGAAUUAUUGAUAUUUUCUUGUAUGAAAAAGAAUCAAUUUUGUAGACUGUUAUCAUUUAAUUACUAAAAAUGCAAUAAGUUGAAAUUUUGAGAUGUCAAGAUCAAGAUGAGAUGAUAAACUAUAUAAGAAAUGAUCUUAUAGAAGAUGCCCUAGAUAAAUUAGAUGAUGGAAAGGAUUAUCUAUCUUAGUUGCUUUCAAUCCAUUUGUGA
Messenger RNA from Paramecium tetraurelia, 957 nucleotides. RefSeq lists its product as uncharacterized. Gene Ontology annotation, molecular function: GTPase activator activity. The transcript has 3 exons. The record is from RefSeq and is a predicted model, not a curated record. Lineage: Eukaryota; Ciliophora; Oligohymenophorea; Peniculida; Parameciidae. Gene Ontology annotation, biological process: activation of GTPase activity.